Molecule: messenger RNA, 2637 nt
Organism: Elephantulus edwardii (Cape elephant shrew)
Lineage: Eukaryota; Metazoa; Chordata; Mammalia; Macroscelidea; Macroscelididae
Gene: MANBA
Product: mannosidase, beta A, lysosomal
Exons: 17
Coding region: 1-2637 (878 amino acids)
Biological process (GO): glycoprotein catabolic process; carbohydrate metabolic process
Molecular function (GO): beta-mannosidase activity
Source: RefSeq, a predicted model, not a curated record
AUGCACCUUCUGCUCCUGCUGCUUGCACUGUGCCAGACGGGCCGCGUUGUCCUGUCGCUCAGCUUCAGCUUGCAAGGAAAGUGGUGGAUUCGCGGCGCGAACGACUCGCUGCGGCUUCCGGGGAUGGUUCCCGGCUGCGUGCACAGCGCCUUGUUCCAGCAGGGCCUGAUUCAGGAUCCCUACUACAGGUUUAAUGACCUUAACUACAGGUGGAUCUCUUUGGAUAACUGGACCUAUAUCAAGGAAUUUACAACCCCCUUUGAUGUGAGCAAAUGGCAAAAAAUAAUCCUGAUUUUUGAAGGUGUUGAUACAGUUUCAGAAAUCCUGCUCAAUAACAUCACUAUUGGGAAAACAGACAACAUGUUCAAUAGAUAUAGCUUUGAUAUCACCAGCGUGGUGAGAGAUGUGAAUGUGCUUGAGCUACGUUUCCUGUCAGCCGUGUUGUAUGCAGCAAGACAGAGCAAGGCCCACACUGCCUACCCGGUGCCUCCAGAUUGCCCCCCACUCGUGCAGAAGGGGGAAUGCCAUGUCAACUUUAUUCGAAAGAAGCAGUGUUCCUUUAGUUGGGACUGGGGGCCUUCCUUUCCUACUCAAGGAAUCUGGAAAGAUGUUCGGAUAGAAGCCUAUAAUAUUUGUCAUCUGGACUACUUCACAUUUUCCCCUAUUUAUGAUAACAGUACCCAGAGGUGGACCCUUGAAAUAGAGUCUUCUUUCGAUGUUGUCAGCUCACAGCCAAUAUGUGCUCAAGUGAUUGUAUCCAUUCCUAAAUUGCAAAUUCAGCACAUACGCAGCGUUGACCUCAUCCCUGGGCAAAGUCUGGUUAAACUGCUUAUCAACAUAAACAAGAAUGCUUCUGUAGCAACUUGGUGGCCUCAUGGACAUGGAAAUCAGACUGGGUACAACAUGACUGUUCUUUUUAAACUGGAUAAAGGCUUGACUAUUAAAAACUCAGCUAUGGUUUAUUUCAGGACUGUGGAACUUAUUGAGGAACCUAUACAAGGGUCUUAUGGCCUAAGUUUCUACUUCAAAAUUAAUGGAAUUCCCAUAUUUCUGAAAGGCUCAAACUGGAUCCCAGCAGAUUCAUUCCAAGAUCAAGUAACAUCUGACUUGUUACAACUCCUCUUGCACUCGACUGUGGAUGCUAACAUGAAUGCUCUCCGGGUUUGGGGAGGAGGAAUUUAUGAGCAGGAUGAAUUCUAUGAACUCUGUGAUCAACUAGGAAUAAUGAUAUGGCAGGAUUUCAUGUUUGCUUGUGCCCUUUAUCCAACCGAUCAGAGCUUCAUGGAUUCUGUCAGCGCAGAAGUUGGUUCCCAGGUCAGGAGACUAAAAUCUCAUCCCUCUAUUAUCAUAUGGAGUGGCAAUAAUGAAAACGAAGCAGCACUGAGGUUGAAUUGGUAUGAUGUACCUUUGUAUAAACAGCAGUUGUACAUUGAUGAUUAUGUGAUGUUAUACGUGAAAAAUAUCAGAGAGAUUGUCCUGAAAGAAGACAAGACUCGUCCCUUUAUCACAUCCAGUCCUACAAAUGGGGCCAAAUCUGUUGAAGAAGGCUGGGUCUCUUACAACCCGUAUAGCACACAUUAUGGUGACGUGCAUUAUUACAACUACACUGGUGACUGCUGGGAUUGGAAAAUUUUCCCUAAGGCCCGAUUUGUAUCAGAAUAUGGCUAUCAGUCAUGGCCUUCCUUCAGUACCGUAGAAAAGGUUUCAUCUAAAACCGACUGGUCGUUCAAGAGCAAUUUUUCACUUCACAGACAACAUCAUUAUAAUGGUAACAUGGAAAUGCUGACUCAGGCUAAUCUUCAUUUCAAACUCCCUCUCAGUACAGACCCAGUACGCGUGUUCAAAGAUACCAUCUACCUGACUCAGGUGAUGCAGGCCCAGUGUGUCAAAGUGGAAACUGAAUUCUACCUCCGUAGUCGAAAUGAGAUAGUGAACGGAGAAGGACACACGAUGGGAGCACUUUACUGGCAGCUGAAUGACAUCUGGCAGGCUCCUUCCUGGGCUUCUCUGGAGUAUGGAGGAAAGUGGAAGAUGCUUCAUUACUUUGCUCAGCGUUUCUUUGCUCCGGUGUUGCCAGUUGGCUUUGAAGAUCAGAAUGUAUUUUAUAUCUACGGUGUGUCAGAUCUCCGCUCAGACUCCAGGAUGACACUUACAGUGAGAGUCCAUGAAUGGAGUUCUUUGAAGCCUCUGUGCUCUCAUGUGACUGACCAAUUUGUGGUUAAAUCAGGAACAGCCAUUCUCAUCUAUAAAGAGCCUGUGCCAUCACUGCUAAGGAGAUGUGGGCAUUGUACUCGGCAAAAAUGUGUGCUUUCCUUUUACCUUUCAACUAACAGGAAACCAUUGGGUCCAACCAACUAUCACUUCCUGUCCUCGCCAAAGGAGGCUGUGGGGCUGCAGAAGGCACAUAUCAAAGUCCUCAUCUCUCAGCAAGGUGACAUGUUUGUUUUUUCUCUGGAAACCUCAGCUGUGGCUCUCUUUGUUUGGUUGGAUGUGGGUAGUAUCUCAGGGAGAUUUAGUGACAAUGGCUUCCUCAUGACCGAGAAGAAACGAACUGUGUUCUUUUACCCGUGGAAGCCCACCAGCAAGAGAGAAUUGGAACAAUCGUUUCGUGUGACUUCCCUGAUGGAUAUUUACUGA